CAUCUUCUCUUAUGCAGAGUCGUGAUAAAGACAGUGGUAAAGGACAAAGUCGCCAUGCAUGAUAUGCAAUAAAGUUAGUAACAUAAGAGAUCAUUAACGGCAUUUUACUUAGUCUGUAUGCUACCUUGCUUGCUACUUAGGCAAUUGAAAAUACUGUGUUAAAACACGAGGAACAGAAGAGAUAAUGUUUCAGAGGAAGAGUCAAAAUAUCAAGUCCUUCCUGAGUCUUGUGCCAGGGAAACGUCGCUUUGGAGUGUACAGAUUUCUGCCCGUCUUCUUCUGUAUUGGAGGUGUGAUGGAAUGGGUCAUGAUCAACGUGAGGAUUGGAAGGGAGACAUUCUAUGAUGUCUACAGAAGAAAGAAGUCAGAGAGGGAAUACCAGCAGAAGAUCGAGGAUGGAUUGAUUGUACUUACUAAACCAGUAGCCAAGUGAAUUACUGAACCAGUAGCCACUAUAAUGGAAGUAGAACACUUGAGAUGUGAUUGGGACACAAACACUGGUGUUUGCAAUGCAAUGGACUUGAGGCAAACAUUUCUGGAUGGUUCAAAAGACUGAUAUUUAAUGAAAACAUUUAUGUACUCUUUGUGAUACUGAGUUUGGAUGAAACAUUUUUCAGAGCCAAAUGUGACAACGUGAUAUUUGUCAAAUAAAGGUUACAUUACUCAGUGGAGGCA
Molecule: messenger RNA, 675 nt
Organism: Oncorhynchus masou masou (cherry salmon)
Lineage: Eukaryota; Metazoa; Chordata; Actinopteri; Salmoniformes; Salmonidae
Product: ubiquinol-cytochrome c reductase complex assembly factor 5
Exons: 2
Coding region: 185-433 (82 amino acids)
Source: RefSeq, a predicted model, not a curated record